Drosophila obscura is the source of this 1482-nucleotide messenger RNA. RefSeq lists its product as uncharacterized. The coding region runs from base 54 to 554 and encodes 166 amino acids. The record is from RefSeq and is a predicted model, not a curated record. The transcript has 4 exons. Lineage: Eukaryota; Metazoa; Arthropoda; Insecta; Diptera; Drosophilidae.
GGGAAGAUCGCAUCCAGUGAUGGCCAGCAUCGGAGUGGACUAGUGCCAUAUUCAUGAUGUUUUUGUUGUUCAUAUUCUGCAUUUGCAUCCAUAUCUAUACGUGCGGUGUCGACGCACAUGGCCCGGAGAAGGACCCGCGGAUUCAUGAGCGCAACGAUAGACCGCAUCACGGGCGGCCACACAACAUGCACAGACCGCCGUACAAGGCCUUCGAUUGGUACAAUCAUUAUGCAAUGGACGAUAGACCCGAUGAGCCCCCAACUGAGCCGCCCUAUGACCAUGUCUAUGGCACUACGGAAGCGGUCUUGACUGGCGUUGCAGCUGAGCAGCAGAAUCGAAUCGAACUGGAAAAGUUGGAGACCGCGGCCAGGAUCAGCAAGGUGGAGGAAUGGAAAAAGCAGCUUGCCGCUGCACCGAUGCCGGGAAAAAAGGAUACUAUCAAGUUUCUAUUCGAAGUCGAGCAGAUGGCAAAGAAUGUUCUAGAUGCGCGACGAAUACCACACCGAAGGUCACCGCGUCAUCAGAGUCGCCGCCACCGUCGCAGGCGUCACUAAUUCCAAUUCGAAUUCGAUUGAUCUGUAAAGCGUGCAAAUAUUCAAUUCAAUAGCCAGUAAAGAGUUGAGCGAAAGCAAAGCCUCGCAGAACAGAAGCUGCUCGAAUUUCAAAUGAAUCGUUUCGUCCAGGUGUUGCUUUUAGUGGUGGCAGUGGCCAUUGCUGGCGUUGCGUUUGCGGUCGAAAUAUUGCCCAAGGGUGACCAAGACAAACAGGGAAAGUGGCUACUGAAGCACUUUCCAUCGCUGGCCGAGAUCUGCCGCCGCCACACGAGCAGUUUGAAGGCAGAGGCGAAGGCCCAGCUGCUAGCUAAGAUGGAGAAAAUAUCAAAGCAAUUGGCCGCAGCAUGCGAAGCCAAAUUAAACGGUUAAACAAGCAGGCAUAGCAAAUCGUUUGGGCUGUAUGUACUAUGGACUUUAUUUCCAGCAUUAAACGACUAUCCACUGCAAACACUGAAAGAUGUCCACGUCUACGUCUACUCUAUGCUGGCUUCUGUGUGCUGCCAUGAUGCUCGGCGUUGCCUGUGCCGAAAUUUCCUUCGAGCAGGUAUUCUCGCCCGAGGAGCUGCAAAAGUACGGCCCAAAGGGUUUGAUCCAAUUGAUUAAGAGUAAUUAUCCCAACAUUGCGGAGGUGUGCUGGAGCCAGCACCGGGGUAUGGUGAGCCCCGGCGGAGGCGGUGUACUGCCCGCAGCAGAGGUAACAAAGUUCAAGGAGUACAUAGAGAAGAAGCUUAUGCUGCUGCAUAUCAUAUGCAAAGAUACUAUCUAUGAGCAUUACAAGGAUUGAUGGGAUCUCCCCAAUCCCAAUCCAAAUCCCAAUCAUCAGAUUCCAUUCCGGACGCUGGAGUGUGUCAGUUUAGCCAGCAGCGGCCGCAACUUUAAUUGUUAAUUUCUUGGGGUUUGGUUCCACUUAAUAAACAUCGACAUCGAA